Messenger RNA from Nymphalis io (European peacock), 2582 nucleotides. RefSeq names its product polyubiquitin-C. Lineage: Eukaryota; Metazoa; Arthropoda; Insecta; Lepidoptera; Nymphalidae. The transcript is spliced from 3 exons. Gene Ontology annotation, biological process: modification-dependent protein catabolic process; protein ubiquitination. Gene Ontology annotation, molecular function: protein tag activity; ubiquitin protein ligase binding. Bases 172 to 2457 code for a protein of 761 amino acids. Gene Ontology annotation, cellular component: nucleus; cytoplasm. The record is from RefSeq and is a predicted model, not a curated record.
CAUUACUGCAUAAGCACUUGCAUUUCUUGCGUGAGGGAUAUAAGAAACAGCCUAGUUUUUCCCGUGAUAAGAAUUUAUCUAGUAUAGAUUUAUAUUGUAGUUCACGUAUUUUAAUUGGUAGUUGUAAAGAAAUUAAGAAUUUAAUUAAGAAUCCGAUUUAGUGUUAACAAAAUGCAGAUUUUCGUGAAGACGCUCACGGGAAAAACUAUAACUUUAGAAGUUGAACCAUCAGAUACCAUUGAGAAUGUUAAGGCCAAAAUUCAAGAUAAAGAAGGCAUUCCCCCAGAUCAGCAGCGUCUGAUUUUCGCUGGAAAGCAGCUGGAAGAUGGCCGCACCCUGUCCGACUAUAAUAUUCAGAAAGAGUCGACCCUUCACCUUGUACUGCGUCUACGUGGUGGUAUGCAAAUUUUCGUGAAGACCCUUACUGGUAAAACCAUUACCCUUGAAGUCGAACCUUCCGAUACCAUUGAGAAUGUUAAGGCUAAAAUUCAAGACAAAGAAGGAAUUCCACCAGACCAGCAGCGUUUGAUCUUCGCCGGCAAGCAGCUGGAAGACGGCCGCACCUUAUCCGACUACAAUAUUCAGAAAGAGUCGACCCUUCACCUUGUACUGCGGCUUCGUGGUGGUAUGCAAAUUUUCGUAAAGACCCUCACUGGUAAAACUAUUACCCUUGAAGUCGAACCUUCCGAUACCAUUGAGAAUGUUAAGGCUAAAAUUCAAGACAAAGAAGGAAUUCCACCAGACCAGCAGCGUUUGAUCUUUGCCGGCAAGCAGUUGGAAGACGGUCGCACCCUAUCUGACUACAAUAUUCAGAAAGAGUCGACCCUUCACCUUGUACUGCGUUUACGUGGUGGUAUGCAAAUUUUUGUGAAGACCCUCACUGGUAAAACCAUUACCCUUGAAGUCGAACCUUCGGAUACCAUUGAGAAUGUUAAGGCUAAAAUUCAAGACAAGGAAGGCAUUCCACCAGACCAGCAGCGUUUGAUUUUCGCCGGCAAGCAGCUGGAAGACGGCCGAACCCUAUCCGACUACAAUAUUCAGAAAGAGUCGACCCUUCACCUUGUACUGCGGCUUCGUGGUGGUAUGCAAAUUUUCGUAAAGACCCUCACUGGCAAAACUAUCACCCUAGAAGUGGAACCUUCGGAUACUAUUGAGAAUGUUAAGGCUAAAAUUCAGGACAAAGAAGGAAUUCCACCAGACCAGCAGCGUUUGAUUUUCGCCGGCAAGCAGCUGGAAGACGGCCGCACCCUAUCCGACUACAAUAUUCAGAAAGAGUCGACCCUUCACCUUGUGCUGCGUCUACGUGGUGGUAUGCAAAUUUUCGUAAAGACCCUCACUGGCAAAACUAUCACCCUAGAAGUGGAACCUUCGGAUACUAUUGAGAAUGUUAAAGCUAAAAUUCAGGACAAAGAAGGAAUUCCACCAGACCAGCAGCGUUUGAUCUUCGCCGGUAAGCAGCUGGAAGACGGCCGCACCCUAUCCGACUAUAAUAUUCAGAAAGAAUCGACCCUUCACCUUGUACUGCGACUUCGUGGUGGUAUGCAAAUUUUUGUGAAGACCCUCACUGGUAAAACCAUUACCCUUGAAGUCGAACCUUCGGAUACCAUUGAGAAUGUUAAGGCUAAAAUUCAAGACAAAGAAGGAAUUCCACCAGACCAGCAGCGUUUGAUCUUCGCCGGCAAGCAGCUGGAAGACGGCCGCACCCUAUCUGACUACAAUAUUCAGAAAGAGUCGACCCUUCACCUUGUACUGCGGCUUCGUGGUGGUAUGCAAAUUUUCGUAAAGACCCUCACUGGUAAAACCAUUACCCUUGAAGUCGAACCUUCCGAUACUAUUGAGAAUGUUAAGGCUAAAAUUCAAGACAAGGAAGGCAUUCCACCAGACCAGCAGCGUUUGAUUUUCGCCGGCAAGCAGCUGGAAGACGGCCGAACCCUAUCCGACUAUAAUAUUCAGAAAGAGUCGACCCUUCACCUUGUACUGCGGCUUCGUGGUGGUAUGCAAAUUUUCGUAAAGACCCUCACUGGUAAAACCAUUACCCUUGAAGUCGAACCUUCCGAUACUAUUGAGAAUGUUAAGGCUAAAAUUCAAGACAAGGAAGGCAUUCCACCAGACCAGCAGCGUUUGAUUUUCGCCGGCAAGCAGCUGGAAGACGGCCGAACCCUAUCCGACUACAAUAUUCAGAAAGAGUCGACCCUUCACCUUGUGCUGCGUCUACGUGGUGGUAUGCAAAUUUUCGUAAAGACCCUCACUGGCAAAACUAUCACCCUAGAAGUGGAACCUUCGGAUACUAUUGAGAAUGUUAAGGCUAAAAUUCAGGACAAAGAAGGAAUUCCACCAGACCAGCAGCGUUUGAUCUUCGCCGGUAAGCAGCUGGAAGACGGCCGCACCCUAUCCGACUAUAAUAUUCAGAAAGAAUCGACCCUUCACCUUGUACUGCGUCUCCGUGGUGGCUUUUAAAAUUAUAAAAAAUAUAUAAGAACAUAACCAGCAACCUAUUUAAUUGCAGUAUUAAAUAUUUAGAAUGUUUCAAUGUAUUAUGUAAUCAUUCCAAGUUCAAUAUUCAAUAAACAGUUUGCUUCAGA